GUUAGUGCUGAUGUUGGCUGUGCGACGCGUUGGUGGAGGUGAAGCGAGGUUGUAUAACUGAUAUAGAGCAUAACAUGAAAACUUCUGGAAGGAAGUAAGUGUAUGGAGUCAGUCUGACAGUGUUAUUCCGUGUCCGAUUGCAAGAAAGAGGAAAGUGACAUUACACUUGAAAAGGAAGCGGAAAGUGACGAGAUAGUGGACAUUUAUUGAAAUAAAAUAGACAUCUUUUGGUAUGUAUUCUGCCAUAGAAAUGACUUCUGAAAUGAACUUGGCUGUAGGUAUCACAGCCAACGAAGAAGAGCUAAAGGCCGACUAUCAGGAAUUUUCAGAGAAUAGUCACUUGCAUGAUGAUGUAAAAGGGCCUGGAGGAAGAGCUCGGAAUCAAAAUGAAAAGAGUCGUUUUCGAAACAUUUCUGAAAAGGAAUUGGAAAUGCUUGCGGCCUCAAGGAAGGCAGUGCGCAAAGAUUAUUCACUAGUGAAACCAGAAUACACAGGCUGUGAGAGAAAGUUUAAUUUUUGUAAUACCCUUGGGUAUCAAGAUUCUGAAACACAGGGGAGCACAUUACCAAGUAUAAGAAACAAGGAUACACACACGAAAACCCCCCAACAGAACGACGACGUAGUUUCAUUGUACGCGGAAUGUCCCGUGUCUUAUAUACCAAAAGGGUGCUUUGGCGAGGUCUCCCCUGCAGCCAAUAGAGACCUGCUAUCAAUACCGUCAAAACACACAGCAGAAGCCGCCAACGGUGAUCCAACCCUUGGUUCUCCGUCAUUCAUCAUGGUUCGAGAAGCCUCCGUUGAAGGCGUUUUCAUAUGCGCUCCCACACCAAGUUCCAGCGAACCUGAAAUCCCUUGUUCGUCCAACGCUGUUUCACAACAGAGCCCAUUCCGGCGCCAGUUGUUCACAUCUCUGAUGACACGUCAGUCAGCCCUUGUGUCAAGGAUCAACCAACAAACAUCUAAACUAAUGAGGGCAGUCGAAGCAGCUACAUUUAUCACACAGACAGACCAAGAAAGCAAGUCAAGAUCAGUGUCUUCAGAUAUCAAUCCAGUCUUGAUGCCAACAACAUUGAGAGAAAAAAGAGAGUCAGUGUGCGAAAACAUUAAUGAACCAAAAACUAGAUGUAAUCCAGCUGUAAAGUUUCAUUUAAGUGAGGACACAGAAAAUGAAAUCUUCGAGCCAUUCGGGUCUCGUGGCGCCAGGGAGCGAGACCCGCUUCGUCUGGUGUCCAUUUGUGACUCGGGGAUCGGCUUCGAGUCGGACGAAGACGCCAGGUCCUUGUCUCGGGAGUCUUCGUAUACACUAAGUGAAGACAGCGAAGGGCCAGCCGAGAAGUCAGGUAAGAUACAGGAAUUAAGUGAAAAGCAUUUUGUGAAAUAUAUUGAAAUGUAUUACAGGAUUCACACUGUUUCCUCCAUUAUCUGACAUACUGCAAGACCUUAAUGCAU
Messenger RNA from Penaeus vannamei (Pacific white shrimp), 1449 nucleotides. NCBI's taxonomy places the organism in Eukaryota, Metazoa, Arthropoda, Malacostraca, Decapoda, Penaeidae. The record is from RefSeq and is a predicted model, not a curated record.